GACCCAGCGCGUAGCGGGGCUCGAGAUUGCUGGAGCCGUGCGCUAACUCGCCCUGCGCCCUCGCCGAGGACACCGCAGCGCGGCCACUCCUCGCUGUCCCCCAGAGAUGGCAAAUCCUGAGGUAGUUAUAAGUAGCUGCAGCUCUCAUGAAGAGGAAAAUCGCUGCAAUUUUAACCAGCAUACAUCUCCAUCUGAGGAGCUUCUAUUAGAAGAUCAGAUGAGGCGAAAACUCAAAUUUUUUUUUAUGAAUCCUUGUGAGAAGUUCUGGGCUCGAGGUAGAAAACCAUGGAAACUUGCCAUACAAAUUCUAAAAAUUGCAAUGGUGACUAUCCAGCUGGUCUUAUUUGGGCUAAGUAACCAGAUGGUGGUAGCUUUCAAGGAAGAGAAUACUGUGGCAUUCAAACACCUUUUCCUAAAAGGAUAUAUAGACCGAAUGGAUGACACAUAUGCUGUGUACACACAAAGUGAUGUGUAUGAUCAGAUAAUCUUCGCAGUGAACCAGUACUUGCAGCUAUACAAUGUCUCACUUGGGAAUCAUGCUUACGAGAACAAGGGUACCGACCAGUCUGCUAUGGCAAUCUGUCAGCAUUUCUACAAGCGAGGAAACAUCUACCCUGGAAAUGAUACCUUUGACAUCGAUCCAGAAAUUGAAACUGAUUGUUUCUUUGUAGAGCCAGAUGAACCUUUUCACACUGGGACACCAGCAGAAAAUAAACUGAACUUAACACUGGACUUCCACAGACUCCUAACAGUGGAGCUUCAGUUUAAACUGAAAGCCAUUAACCUGCAGACAGUUCGUCAUCAAGAGCUCCCUGACUGUUAUGACUUUACUCUGACUAUAACAUUCGACAACAAGGCCCAUAGUGGAAGAAUUAAAAUAAGUUUAGAUAAUGACAUUUCCAUCAGAGAAUGUAAAGACUGGCAUGUAUCUGGAUCAAUUCAGAAGAACACUCAUUACAUGAUGAUCUUUGAUGCCUUUGUCAUUCUGACUUGCUUGGUUUCAUUCAUCCUCUGCAUUAGAUCUGUGAUUAGAGGACUUCAGCUUCAGCAGGAGUUUGUCAGUUUUUUCCUCUUCCAUUAUAAGAAGGAUGUUUCUGUUUCUGAUCAAAUGGAAUUCGUCAACGGAUGGUACAUUAUGAUUAUUAUUAGUGACAUAUUAACAAUCAUUGGAUCAAUUCUAAAAAUGGAAAUCCAAGCUAAGAGUCUAACUAGUUAUGAUGUCUGUAGCAUACUUCUUGGGACCUCUACCAUGCUUGUGUGGCUUGGAGUCAUCCGAUACCUCGGUUUCUUUGCAAAGUACAAUCUUCUCAUUUUGACCCUUCAGGCAGCACUGCCCAAUGUCAUCAGGUUCUGCUGCUGUGCAGCUAUGAUUUACUUAGGCUACUGCUUCUGUGGGUGGAUCGUGCUGGGGCCUUACCACGACAAGUUUCGUUCUCUGAACAUGGUCUCUGAGUGCCUUUUCUCUCUGAUAAAUGGAGAUGAUAUGUUUGCCACAUUUGCAAAAAUGCAACAGAAAAGUUACUUGGUCUGGCUAUUUAGUAGAAUUUACCUCUACUCAUUCAUCAGCCUCUUUAUAUAUAUGAUUUUAAGUCUUUUCAUUGCACUGAUCACUGAUACAUAUGAAACCAUUAAGCAUUACCAACAAGAUGGCUUCCCAGAGACUGAACUUCGUACUUUUAUAUCAGAGUGCAAAGAUCUACCCAACUCCGGAAAAUUCAGAUUAGAAGAUGACCCUCCCAUAUCUUUAUUCUGCUGUUGUAAAAAGUAGCUAUCAGGUUUAUGUGUACUUUACAGCAAAAUAUAAUGUGUAGCUGAGAUUAAAGACUGUGGAUAUUCUAAGAUCAGAUAUAGUAUGUUCAAAGACUAUUAUUUUGAGCUAAUUGAGAGCUAUAAUUCAACAAUAACUUUAUAUUUUUAAAAGUAAUAUUUAAUGUCUUUGCAGUUUUAUGCUAGGUUUGUUUUUAAAAAUAAUGAGAAAAGCUAUUGGAUUAUUAUUUCUUGUUUAUUUUGCCAUGGUCUUAGAAUGUAUUCUCUGUGCCUCUCUGUUGCUUUGAUACUCUUACUUCCAUCUAUGCUGACUAUGUGGACUGUGUAAUCGGUGGAAAACAAUCCCUGGUCUGACUGUGACUUCGGACAACUCAGUAAUCCAGGCUUGGAACUCUCAGGAGCCCAUCCUUGAGAGAGUAGAGAUAGUUACCAUAUAUACAGUAAUAGUUAUAUUUUAAAAUCUUCUUUUAAAAGGAAGAAUAAGAGUUCACCAGAAUAAGAAUGCACUGGCUAACAGUGUGAUAGAGUCAUGUGUUGCUUAAUGAUAGAGAUAUGUUUUGAGAAAUGUAUCAUUAGGCGAUUUUGUCAUUAAACACCAUAGCAUAUAGUUCCACAAACCUAGAUGGUGCUUACUUACACACCUAGGCUAUAGCCUGUUGGUCCUAGGGUACAAAUCUGUACCAUACUUUACUGUAUUGAAUACAGUAGACAAUUGUAACACAAUGGUAAGUAUCUAAACAUAGAAAAGGUACAGCAAAAAUAUGGUUUUAUAAUCUUCUGAGACCACCAUUGUAUAUACAGUACAUCAUUGACUAAAACAUCAUUAAUCCGCAUAUCACUGUAUUUGGUUAUGAAAAACAACUUAUUUGAUUCUGCUUUUUGUUCUUAAGAGGAUUAGGUUUUUAAAUACUCAUUUACAAGUUUUCUAUCCUCCUUCAGUAUUAAAGUAGAAAGUAAAAAGAGUGUCUUAUACAUGCAUGAAAAUUAAAGCACAUACCAAAUGCA
Saimiri boliviensis boliviensis (Bolivian squirrel monkey) is the source of this 2772-nucleotide messenger RNA. It is a transcript of the gene MCOLN3, whose product is annotated as mucolipin TRP cation channel 3. The record is from RefSeq and is a predicted model, not a curated record. Gene Ontology annotation, cellular component: lysosomal membrane; plasma membrane. Gene Ontology annotation, molecular function: NAADP-sensitive calcium-release channel activity. NCBI's taxonomy places the organism in Eukaryota, Metazoa, Chordata, Mammalia, Primates, Cebidae.